Molecule: messenger RNA, 5813 nt
Organism: Zonotrichia albicollis (white-throated sparrow)
Lineage: Eukaryota; Metazoa; Chordata; Aves; Passeriformes; Passerellidae
Source: RefSeq, a predicted model, not a curated record
UCGCUUGAGUGGUGAAGGAGGCAAAGCAUUCACGGCAGACUUCAGGAAACACUUCCCUCAGCUCUGCAAGGUGUUCAAGGCACACAUUUCCAGUCCAAACUUGGAGCUCAGUAAUGCAGCAUUGCAGGCCUUGGGCUUCUGCACUUUUAAUUCAAACAACACAGCUGAAUUAUCUGGCCCCGAGGCGCAGGAGCUGCUGGCAGCCGUCAACAGCGUGGCAAUGAAAUGCUCCGACAAGAACACCCGCACCCGGGCACUCUGGGUCAUCUCCAAGCAGGCAUUUCCUCCUGGAAUUGUUAGGAAGGAGGUGUCCAAUGUUCUCUCCACCCUGGAAACAAUCCUGACUAAAGGAGAAGCUCAGUCUGUUGUGGUUGAGUAUGAAGCACUUAAUGUCAUUAUACGCUUGAUGGAGCAAGCUCCAGGCCCGAUGGGGGAAGAGGCAGUGAGGUGGGCCAGGCUGAUCCUGCCCCUGGUGGUUCACUCCUCCCACAAGGUGCAGCUCCGAGGCGCCACUGCCCUGGAGAUGGGCANUCCUGUGCAGCAGCAGCGGCAGCCGGAGGUGGCCGCUGUCACCGAGCACCUGAUGACCACAAAAUUAAUUUCCGAACUCCAGAAAUUAUUUUCAUCCAAAAACGAGACCUUCGUGUUAAAGCUGUGGCCGCUGUUUGUCAGACUGCUCGGCAAGACCCUGCACCGCAGCGGGAGCUUCAUCAACUCCCUGCUGCAGCUGGAGGAGCUGGGCUUCCGCAGCAGCUCCCCGGUGGUGAAGAAAAUCGCCUUCAUCGCCUGGAAGAGCCUCAUUGAUAACUUUGCCCUAAACCCAGGAAAAUCCAGCUCUGAUAUCAAACCCUGCUUUCCUGGGAGCCCUGGCUGCCAGAGCUGCCUCCCAGCCAGCCGCCCUCCAUGGUUUGUCCUAUUCCUGAGGAAUUUGGGGUUUUUGCUGGGAUUUNUGGCCCUGACCAAGCUGGAGGUCUGGUGGUAUUUGCUGGUCAGGCUGGGGCCUCACCUGCCCUCCAACUUCGAGCAGGUUUGUGUCCCUCUGAUCCAGAGCACCCUGAGUGUGGAUCCUGCUGCCGCCUUCCCAGGGACGCCCUCCCGGCCCAGCAACCCCAGCCUGGCCUCAGCGACCCCUGGGCAGAAACCAGAACUGUGGAUUUCCUGCAUGGUCACUGCAUGGUUUAUGUGGGGAAAGGCGGCGCUGGGCAGCCCGGCAGGGGCACAGCUCUGCCCCUCCAUCCAGCUGCUGGGCAUGGAGAUGCUGCUGCACUUCCUGAUGGGGCCGCGCGCAGGAGAGUUCGCCCGGGACAACAAACUGGUGCUCAGCUUGGAGCCCCUGCAGCACCCCCUGCUCUGCAGCCCUUCCUUCUUCUGCAAGCACGCGGGCACCCUGCUCUGCGCCGUGCGGGACGGCGUGGUGGCCGUGGGCAAGGAGGUUCCUGAUUGUUUGCUGAGCGUUAUCUGGAAGGACAUCAAUGGAUUUGUAAGAGCAGCAAUUGAAGCAGGCAAUAAGAAAGAGAAGGGAGGCUCAGAAGUUCUGACCAUGUUGCUUCAGGCCUUAAAGAAAAUUGUGAGCUCCAAUUCCCUGCCCGUGCACAAAGUCCUGUCUCUCAUUGACAUCACUGUCAAGGAAUUGCCUCCCAAAGUUUUGGGCUCCCCAGCGUACCAGGUUGCUGAUAUGGAUCUUUUCAAUGGCACCCCAGCUCUGUUCCUGAUCCAGCUGCCCUUCCAGCACGGCCUGCUGGAGUGCUGUGUGACAGAUGAGAGGUUCUUUGGGAUCCUGCAGGCCCUGGUGGGCUUGGCCCUGGCCGGCCCCACCUCGGAGCUCCCCAUGCUGGAGGGUCUCACCCACCUGGUCUCAGUCAUGGUCGACUGCAUCAACUUUGCCCCCUACGGCCCCAAAUUCCAGCCCAAAACCAGAUCCCCGCAGGCCCCCACGGACUGGGCCAGGAAGAAGAAGGAGCCCCUGGGCAAGCUGAGCUCUCUGCUGAGAAGUCAGGAGCACUCNGCCCUGCACAGCAUCGUGUGCCACCUGUGCCUGCCCUCCCUGCUGGGCACCGCCCUGGGCACCCUCGCUCAGCCCCUGGCGCUCUUCUAUGAGAAAAACAGGUCAGGAUUGAGAUGGCUGGGGAUUGGGGUGGGCACACACAAACGGGCAGAGCCGGGGCUGGCACUGCUGAUUGCCAUGCACUGCAUCGUGUGCCACCUGUCCCUGCUGGGCACCAUCCUGGGCACUGCCCUGGGCACCCUCACCCAACCCCUGGCACUCUUCUAUGGGAAAAACAGGAUUGAGAUGGCUGGGGAUUGGAUGGGGAAACACAAGUGGGCAGAGCUGCUGAUGGCACCGGGGCUGGCACUGCUGGGUGCCCUGCACAGCAUCGUGUGCCACCUGUGCCUGCCCUCCCUGCUGGGCACCGCCCUGGGCACCCUCGCCCAGCCCCUGGCACUCUUCUAUGAGAAAAACAGGCAGGGCCUCGCUCGCAGCUCCGGUAGGGAACGGCUGCUCAUUGCCCCCGUCUGUAUACGGGUCCUGCUUUGGGGCAAAUUUGGCAGAGCUGCUUCCCUCGCCUACCCCCGGCAGCUCCGGUCUGUGUUAAGCCAAGCCAAAAAGAAGAUCCCUCUGCUGCUGCCUGGUUUUGAGAGCAUGGAGGUGUCCGAGGAGAGCAGCGGCCCCUUCUCGGAGCUGAUGGAGCAUUCCCAGCUGGAUGCCCGGGUCGGUGGGCUGGAGCUGAAGGUGGGGCAGAAGCAGGGAAUUCUAGUCAGAGUUCACGCUCCUGUCAGAGUUCUCUGUGCAGAUUUGGGUUUUGGUGGGCUCUGGGGUUGGCAGUUAAAACUGGAAUUUCCAUCUCCUAAGACAACAAGUGAGACGCUUCUGGAAGAGGAGAAAUCUGUUGAUUUUGUGUUUAUUCCUCCAGAAACAAAACCAAGAAUAUUGACAGAACAUCAGAAGGAAGUGCUUAGGUCAAAGAGAGCUGACAUCCCUGCCAUGUACAACAACCUGGAUGCUUCCCAGGACACCAGCUCCUUCUCCCAGUGCAGCCAGAGCCAGGAGGAUUCUCUGGAAAUGCCACCUGCAGCACAAACUGCCAAGGGAGACCCUGCAGAGCAGCCUCAGGAGGAGAACAUGGAGAGUGAAGGAUCUCACUCAGAGGAGAGCCCAGCCCACACCAGCGAGGAGGAGGCCAAAAAUGAGAGAGCUGAGAUGGUCCCAGAGGAAACAUCAGCUGGAGAGGAUAUGGAGACAAGAUCUGUGGAAGCAGCUCCUCAGGAGGCCUCAGCAGGGAAGGAGAACACCCCAGGUGUCACCAACAGCUCAGUAGGGAAGGAGGACACUUUAGAUGUCACCAACACCUCAGUAGGGAAGGAGAACAUCUCAGGUGUCACCAACAGCUCAACAGGGAAGGAGAACACCUCAAAUGUCACCAAGAGCUCAGUAGGGAAGGAGGACACCUCAGAUGGACACCUGGAUGCCAGCAGCUCAGCAAGGAAUGAGGACACUUUGGAUGUCACCAAGAGCUCAUCAGGGAAGGAGGACAUCUCAGGUGUCACCAACAGUUUAGCAGGAAAGAUGGACACCCCAGAUGUCACCAGCAGCUCAGCAGGGAAGGAGGACACCUCAGAUGGACACCUGGAUGCCAACAGCUCAGCAAGGAAUGAGGACACUUUGGAUGUCACCAACAGCUCAGUAGGGAAUGAGGACACUUUAGAUGUCACCAACAGCUCAGCAGGGAAGAUGGACACCUCAGAUGUCAUCAGCAGCCCAGUAGGGAAGGCGGACACUUUAGAUGUCACCAACAGCUCAGCAGGGAAGGAGGACACUUCGGGCAGCCAGGACAGGGAGGACGGGCCCCCCAAGAGAGACAGGAGGAGAGAGGAGGAGAAAGCUGGCCCGAAGAAGCUGUCCCAGGGGAAAGGGGAUGGAUCCCUGAAGCAGAAAGGAGUCGCUGGGAAAACCACGGAGGGCACAAAGGAGAGCAGCCAGCCCGAGAGAGCGGCAGAGGAGUGGGGCCCCAAGGAGUGCCCUGCCCUCAGGGGGCUGGAGGAGGAGGGGGGCAGAGCCGGCAGGAGGGCAGAGGAGGCGCCCAGGGCAGAGGGGGAAGGCCAGGGCAGCCUCAGCACAGCAGGGCCCAAGGUGGAGCGGCCACGCUACCACACCAGGAGAUCCUCCCAGGGGCUGCUGGCCAGCAUAGAAAACUCUGAGGCUGACGGCUCUGAGGGCAGGGAGGAGAGCACAAAGAAGAAAAAGCCCCUGAGAGUGAGGAGCAGAAGCAAUUCUCUGGAGGGGAAAUUGAAAGAGGGGCAGGCAGGCAGCCAGAGCCCUGAGGGCCCUGCCCAGGGAGGUGACACCAGGAGUGCCCUGGAGGGCAGUAAAGGGGAGCCUGAGCUUGGCACAGGGGCUGCAGUGCCAGCUGAGCCUGGCGGCCUGGAAAAGCAGGAGAUGGCUGCGGAGGCUGAGGGCUCUGGCAGCUCUGAGAGUCCAGGAGCUCUGCAGGACACCAGCAUGGAGCCCAGCAGGGCUGACACAUCCAUGGAGUCGGUGGGCAGCCCCUGUGAGCCCGAGCAGGACGGGAGGGCGGCAGAGGAGAGGCAGAGCAGCACAGGGCACUGUGCCCCGGGUGCUGAGCCCGCUGUGCAGAGCCCUGAGUGCCACAACAAGAGGAGCAAAAGGGUGAAAAAAAUCAAGAGCUGCGAUUGCUGCUUCAAAAAGCCAAGGCAGCAGGUGCCUGAAUUGAAGCUCUCUGAGUCUAAAAUGGAGAAAGCUGAGCUGGAGGAGCCUGAGAGCACCCAGACCCCAGCCCAGACCCCAGCCCAGACCCCAGGCCAGAGUGUUUCUGGUCCCUCAGACCUGGAGGAGAGCUUGGCCCUGGCUCCCUGUGGGAUGAGCACUCCAUUGCUCCCUCCUGAGGAGCCCAGCGCCUUCAGCCUGGCCAGGCAGGAGAUGGAUGUGAUGGAUGGGAUGGAUGUGGAGAACCUGCAGGGAAGCUCUGUGAGGGUGGAGGAGCAGGAUCCAGAGGAUCCAGAGGCUGCAGCACCUGAAACCACCGAGUCCAGGGAGGAAAUAAAGGAGCCUGCUGAGCAGAAGGAGCAAACAGAGCAGGUUCUGCCUGAGAGCGUUCCCGAAGAGCCCAGGGAGAGCUGCCUGGACUCAGGGGAGCAGGGGGAAGAACCAGCAGCUGCAGAAAAGGAGGAAUCUCCUCAGAUCCGUCGAGUCUCUUUUGCAAACCCCAUUUUCCAGGAGGGCCUGGCCGACGACAUCGACAGGAGGAGUCCUGUCAUCAGAUCCCACUCCUCACCCUCCUCCAGGAGCCUUAAAAUCCUCUCCAACAUGCAGCACAUUACCACUCCAACCAAAGGAUUUCUGUCCCCAGGAUCUCGUACCCUUAAAUUUAAGAGCUCAAAGAAGUGUUUAAUCACAGAGAUGGCCAAGGAGUCCCUGCCGUGCCUCUCGGAGUUUGUGUACCCUGCCUUGGCCGGCUGCAAGGCCCCUGUGGACGUCAUUUUACCUCAGAUCACAUCCAACAUCUGUGCCAGGGGCCUGGGGCAGCUCAUCCGAGCCAAGAACAUCAAGACCGUGGGGGACCUGAGCACUCUGACGGCCCUGGAGAUCAAAACCCUCCCCAUCCGCUCCCCCAAGGUCUCCAACGUCAAACGGGCUCUGAGGGGAUUCCACGAGCAGCAGGUGAAAUCUCGGGUGUUGGAGGAAAGCACGGUGCUUGAAGAUGCUGAGAAGCCUGGGAAUGAUGUGGAAGAGAAAUCUCUGAGUGGAGACGAGGAAAAACUUGCAGCAGAUCUGGUGGACACGGGCAGCACCAGCA